Molecule: messenger RNA, 1185 nt
Organism: Capsella rubella
Lineage: Eukaryota; Viridiplantae; Streptophyta; Magnoliopsida; Brassicales; Brassicaceae
Product: exosome complex component RRP43
Exons: 9
Coding region: 119-1027 (302 amino acids)
Biological process (GO): U4 snRNA 3'-end processing; TRAMP-dependent tRNA surveillance pathway; U5 snRNA 3'-end processing
Cellular component (GO): cytoplasmic exosome (RNase complex); nuclear exosome (RNase complex)
Source: RefSeq, a predicted model, not a curated record
UACUUACGGCCGCCGCGAGCUCUUACACUUCUUACACUCUCUUGCCUGUUUUGAUUUCUUUCGCUACGACAGUUUCGUGUAUCAAUUUCAGUUCUUUCUUUUGUUCUAGACAAUAGCCAUGGGGUUACCAGAUUCAUCACAAGUCUUGUCGACAGAGAUGGAAGUUGAUGCUUUCAGACGAAUCUUUCCUCUUCGUUUCUUUGAGCGUCAUCUCUCUGAAUCUCUCCGACCUGAUGCUAGACCACUUGGAAAAGCCAGAGACACCAUUGUUAACCUUGGACUUGUUUCAACCGCUGAUGGAUCUGCUCUUGCCAAGAUUGGUUCCACUACUAUGCUUGCUGCUAUUAGAAUGGAAGUUAUGACUCCUUCUGCAGACUCACCAGAUGAAGGAAGCAUAGCUCUUGAGUUCCACAUGCCUCCUAUAUGUUCUCCAACUGUUCGUCCUGGAAGACCAGCUGACGCUGCUCCCGUGAUUUCAAAGCGUUUGUCUGAUACUAUUCUAAGUUCUGGAAUGAUUGAUCUUAAAGAACUGUGCCUUGUUAGUGGAAAAGCUGCUUGGAUGGGUUAUCUGGACAUAUAUUGCCUGGAUGCUGAUGGUGCUCUUUUCGAUGCUGCUCUGCUUGCUGCUGUUGCAGCCUUUUCAAAUUUGCAAAUUCCAGUUGUUGCUCUGAAUGACAAUGGAAGAAUAGUUGCCAUCACUGGAGGAAAAGAUCAAGACAAUGCUUCAAUCAUCGAGAAAAAAGCAGUGAACAAGGAGAAGAGAAAACUUACGCUUAACAACAUCCCUUUCUCUUUAACUUGCAUACUCCACAAGAACUAUAUCUUAGCAGAUCCAACAACUGAAGAAGAAACGAUCAUGGACACUCUUGUGACUGUUGUUUUAGAUUCCUCGGAUCAUAUGGUUUCUUUCUACAAAUCAGGAGGAACCGUUCUCGCUUCUUCAUCAGCCAUCAAGAGCUGUGUCGAGUUAGCAAGGACGAGGGCAAAGGAGCUUAAGCAGAUUUUGGGGGAGAUGGAUAUUGACUAAUCAAUCAGAAGGAAUACUUGUGAGUUGUGAAUCAUUCCAUAACAUUGUUGAAAUUUUGUGUUACAUAUUUUAAGCAAUUAGUGCCAAAGGAAGAAGCUCUUCACCAUUUUUGUUUCAUUGUAAUACUGUUCGUUGAUCAUAUAACGACUUUUAAUUUA